UGUUUAUUUUUUUCUACAUGUAUGUAUUUUUUCUUAAUUUUGGCAUGGAAUAUCAUCCAUGCGCAACGCAGCAAUAUUCUCAAUUGCCUGAUUUAUACAAAGGCCCCUACUACGGAAUCGCAGUCUAUCACGACUAGAGGCGGGUCAUAUCUCCCGUUGCAAUUGGUCGUCAAAUAUUAUGCACGGCCACGCUAUAACACCGGGAAUAGCUGCAGUGUUAUCCAGGGAUCAAGCAAGGUGCGGUUGAACCCCAAUGUGUGUGGCGACAUCAUUGGUACCUCUGUGUAAAAUUAUAAAGUCAAGGCUACAAAAAGCGCAGAACGCGUGGUUUUCACUAUUGCUGCGCAGAAUAUUGUCGACACGACAGGAUGACUUUAAGAAGGGCAUUGACAAAUCGAUAUAUCGAACCCAAUGAUUGGCAAACAAACCACAAGAUUGUCCAUGAAAUAAAAUAGAGAUUAUUACUAUUAUAUGGGCAUUAGCAGGGGCGUUAUUCAUUGUGUUUUGUUCAAAGGCGUUUGUGACAUGCACCACUGAUAGGGUUACGUCAAACUCGAUUGACUCAUCCCUCGCCCGUUUCCGAUCCGCUUGUGACGAGCACAGAGAACAGACUGGAUAAAUAUAAACCGCAUCUGAUUAUUUGCGAGUUGACACAGUAUAGUUGAAGGCGAGGUGAUAUCACGUGACAGCCGUCUGCUUGAGAAAUUUAACAAGUAUCCUUUCAAAGGAUCUUCAUUCCCAACUGUUUUCCAGACCAGCGCCAAACAAUGAAUUUCUCUUCUCCCUUUCCCUCCCUGCCCCCUCCACCUCCUUCCUCCUCCCCUGGCCUCUCUCAAAUCCUGAGCACUGUCAUCCUGACUUUGGCAUUUGUUCUGGGUUUCCCGGGGAACUUGUUUGUGGUGUGGACAGUGUUGUGUCGUGUGCCCCACCGGUCCGUUACCUGCCUGCUGGUCUUGAAUCUGGCUGCAGCAGAUGCCCUGGUUUUGCUCAGCGCUCCCUUCUUCAUACGUUACAUUGUGGGAGGGCAGGGCUGGGAGUUUGGGCCUGUCUUCUGCAAGCUGGUUCAUUACCUCUGCAGUGUCAAUAUGUACGCCUCCAUCUUCCUCAUCACUGGAAUGAGCCUCGACCGCUUCCUGGCCGUGUCCCGCCCCUUGCUGUCCCAGCAGCUGCGCACCAAGAGGGCCCUGCUCAAGAUUCUACUGGUCAUCUGGAGCCUGGCAUUCCUCUUCGCAAUUCCUAUGCCCUUUUACCGCAGAGUUUUCCCAAAAAAAGGAUUGUUUUACUGCAUUCCGUUCCACAGCGAUCCAAAGCACAUAGUUUUCCAAUACCUGAUUGAGACCCUCUUUGGUUUUCUGAUUCCAUUCGCCGUCAUCAUUGUCUGCUACAUUCAGGUUGGCAUUCGCUUACACGGGGCCAAAUUCAACAAACGAAGGCGGUCAGGACGACUCAUCCUUAUCAUCAUAGCUGCCUUUGCAGUUUUCUGGUUGCCCUACCACAUUGUGAACCUGAUCCAGGUUUUGGGUGUUUUAGCUGGGGAAGAAUCACUCAAGAAUGCCCUCCUGGACGUUGGGAAAGCUGGAAGGCCUAUCGUGACGGCUUUCACAUUCUUUAGCAGCAGCAUCAAUCCUAUUCUCUAUGUCUUUGCCGGGAGUUCCCAUAUCCGCAGCGCCGGCUUGAAUUUCAUGGCCAAGCUGUUGGAGGGGUCUCAUUCCGAAAGGUCGGGAUCCAGUCGUGUUUCCCAUUCGAUCAAAAUGAUCCAAAAUGAGUCCCUGAUGGAAAAGCUACCAGAGACGAAACUGCUACAGGCAUAAAAUAUUUGACUGCAGGACAGUUUCAUUAGAAAAAAACAUUUAUUGAUCUAUUGACCCCGUUAAUUGACGUUAAAAUAUGCAACCUCGCUACAGUCAUUGUACAACCUGCGAAAUAAAACUUCUAUGUAAGAUUGGAUUUAAGGUUCCUAGCCUCAGUGCUCAGCACAUGACUUGAAUCUGAAGAAGCAUAUGAUUGUAAAAAGUGGACUAAACUGUUUGGGUGAUGUAAAAAAAAAAAGUCCUUAUUAACAUAUAUAUGUACACCCCAUUCAUUGAUGGCUUUCUUAAUUAAAAUUGUAAAUUAUAUCAUUUUAAAUUAA
Polyodon spathula (Mississippi paddlefish) is the source of this 2131-nucleotide messenger RNA. Its product is annotated as leukotriene B4 receptor 1-like. NCBI's taxonomy places the organism in Eukaryota, Metazoa, Chordata, Actinopteri, Acipenseriformes, Polyodontidae. The transcript has 3 exons. Gene Ontology annotation, biological process: phospholipase C-activating G protein-coupled receptor signaling pathway; complement receptor mediated signaling pathway; positive regulation of cytosolic calcium ion concentration. Gene Ontology annotation, cellular component: plasma membrane. Gene Ontology annotation, molecular function: complement receptor activity; leukotriene receptor activity. The record is from RefSeq and is a predicted model, not a curated record. The coding region runs from base 768 to 1811 and encodes 347 amino acids.